AUGUUCUUCCUGCGUCACGAAUAAUAUUCAGCGCAUAGUAUAAAAAGCCGUCUGCUUACUACCGUCUCAUUCAGAUCAAUUUGACCCCAUAUCACAUCCUCACAAACAAUGCAUCUCCCCUCUGUCGUCGCCGUUGCUUCCGCUUUGAUAGCAUUAGUAUCUGCCACUCCCGUUAACAUUGAUAGCAGCGGAAAGUGCCCUAUAUUGUGCGCGACACAAAGUUGCUGCGCUGGGCACAAUUGUCAGAUGAUGGGCCUCGUAUAUGUGAGUAUAACCCGUCUGGACGUGUGUUUAAGACGAAUGAGUGCAUGGCACGUCAACGUUUCAACUACGGUGAGUCGUAUUUCUACUUCGAUCAGCAUCGGUGCACAUGAUGGCUGAUGGCACGACAUAAAAAUUACUAGUUGAUUUGAUCAAUGUCUUGGUUCCGAACAAAUUUGACUGCCGCUCGAGCAAUGGAGAUCUUGGAAUGGAGGAAAUCUCAAAUACUUGAAUAAAUAGAAUAUGACUAAAGUACUUACGGGUUUUGCAGUCUCGUUGUACGCUUGGACAUAGAAGCUUCAAUGGCACCAUGACUCCUCCCCUCAUAG
Suillus discolor is the source of this 590-nucleotide messenger RNA. RefSeq lists its product as uncharacterized. The coding region runs from base 109 to 381 and encodes 90 amino acids. The transcript has 3 exons. Lineage: Eukaryota; Fungi; Basidiomycota; Agaricomycetes; Boletales; Suillaceae. The record is from RefSeq and is a predicted model, not a curated record.